AUGGCUUCCUUCGAACCGGAGUUUGAUCAAGCCUACAAUGACCUUGCGUCAUCGCUCGAUGGCUCCACGGUGCUUAAACAGCAUCCAGAGUACAGAGAUGCUCUUAAAGUCUUUGCUGUUCCCGAACGCGUCAUUCAAUUUCGUGUGAUCUGGGAGGAUGACAGGAACUGCGUGCAAGUCAACCGCGGCUAUCGUGUACAAUUCAACUCAGCACUGGGGCCGUACAAAGGCGGACUGAGGUUUCAUCCGUCCGUCAACCUCUCGGUGCUGAAGUUUCUCUCGCUCGAGCAAACCCUAAAAAAUGCUUUGACAGGCUUGAAUCUUGGUGGUGCAAAGGGAGGGUCAGACUUUGACCCCAAAGGCAAAUCUGAUCACGAGAUUCGUCGCUUUUGCGUGUCUUUCAUGCGCGAACUGAGCAAGUACAUUGGAGCUGAUACGGACGUGCCUGCUGGUGAUGUUGGCUGUACACGGCGCGAAGUGGGAUGGAUGUUUGGCGCAUUCAAGGCGGCGACUACGAGGUGGGAAGGUUGCAUCACAAACAAAGGAGAUGCGUUUGGUGGAAGUCUGAUGAAGCUUGAGGCAACUGGCUUUGGGCUGGUUCAUUACGUCUCUUUGAUGAUCGAAUACGCUUCCGAUGGCGCUGAGUCUACGCGUGGCAAGAAGGUCGCGAUUUCAGGCUCUGGAAAUGUCGCACAGUAUGCCGCUAUCAAAGCCAUUGAUGCGGGUGCUGUCGUCCCUACUCUGUCCGACAGUAAGGGGACGCUCAAAGCUAUCUCUGUGGAAGGCUUCACAAAAGACGACAUCGCCCUCAUCGCCUCUAUCAAGAAGAAACGCCUUCCACUUUCCGACAUCAUGGCAAUGGAGCAGGGUCAAAGGUUCGAGCAUCUCGAAGGCGAAAGACCCUGGAAGCAUGUGAAGGAAGUCGAUAUUGCGUUACCCUCCGCCACGCAGAACGAAAUGUCCAAAGACGAAGCAGAAGCACUGAUAUCUGCUGGCUGUCGCUUCAUCGCCGAAGGCAGCAACAUGGGCUGCGCACAAGACGCUAUCCAACUCUUCGAAUCGCGCAGGGCAGAUAAUCCGAACGGACGUAAGGGUGCCAACAUUGGCGGCUCGGCAGUGUCAGGGCUCGAAAUGGUGCAAAACAGCCAGCGCAUCGCUUGGCCGGCCGCACAGGUCGAGGCUGAACUGUAUCGCAUUGUCGAAUCAUGCUUUCACAGCGGUAUUGAAGCCGCCAAAAACUACACGGAUAUGCGCGCGGAAGACUUACCCAGCCUUUUUGUGGGAAGCAAUAUUGCCGGGUUUGUCAAGCUGGCGGAUGCGAUGCAUGCCCAAGGAGAUUGGUGGUGA
This is a messenger RNA of Alternaria triticimaculans, 1347 nucleotides long. RefSeq lists its product as uncharacterized. The record is from RefSeq and is a predicted model, not a curated record. Gene Ontology annotation, molecular function: L-glutamate dehydrogenase (NADP+) activity. Gene Ontology annotation, cellular component: cytosol. The transcript has 5 exons. NCBI's taxonomy places the organism in Eukaryota, Fungi, Ascomycota, Dothideomycetes, Pleosporales, Pleosporaceae. Bases 1 to 1347 code for a protein of 448 amino acids.